UAUGGGUCUGACUGCAUGCGAUUAAUGAAAACAAAAGAAUUAAAUGUUUCUAGAGGAAGAACUGGGACAGGAACCAGACCAAGUUUAAAGAAGAGAUCUCCAUCCCCUGUAGUUACAGGCAAAGUUUCCUCCUUCAGGACUAGGUUUGAAUCCGCUCCGAGUUCCCCCCUCAGUACUGGAUCUAUACCUAGGAGUAAUAAACUUAAACUCAGAGAACCUCAUGAGGUUUUACCAGUUGGUCGAACCUCAUCUGUCACCCGGCUUCCAGCUCAUUUUAUCCCUAGCCCAGGAUCAGGAUCCAAUACCAGGCCUAGUGUUAACAGAACCCACUCACUCAGAAAUCCGACUAGUCCCUGCAGUACUGACAUAACAAGCGUGGAAGCUGCUGUAGAUUAUCUUCGGUCAACUUUACCUAGACAACCCAGUAGAUCUAACCUAGUUGGUCGAAGAAUGUACGGUGAACCAGGCUCAACAAAUAUUGGAGAUAUGAGGGACAGAUCAAACCUACGGACUCCAUUCGGACUGAAGAGAUAGCUCCACUGCUCCAUCCUUCAUGUAAACUCAAGAUCUUCCUUUAAAGGGACUGUAGACGUAAUUUCAACUGAUUUCACAUUUAUAGAACGGGAUGUUUAAUCCUCAACGGUGCCCUUAACAGCCUUGUAUGUUGUAUAGAUCAAGUAUGAUUGAGAUAUCCAUAUUAAUUAUUUUCUUUUGUGGUUCCUCAAUAGUAGUCACUUGCGGAUUUCUACAACCGACACAACUGGGGUAAACUGGUAGAAUUUAACAUUCUUUAAGAGAUAAAAACAAUGAUACACUUAAACAGAAUAAGAUUUAAAGGGUUCCGUUGUGAAUCGGUCAUGUUCCCAUUAACUGGAAAGUCACUUAGAAUUCCUACACAGUCCCUUUACACUUCCAAUAUAGUUUUGUUUAUGUAAACUUUAUAUAUGAAGAAAUAUAUAUAUAUCAAUUUAUUAA
Molecule: messenger RNA, 975 nt
Organism: Eurytemora carolleeae
Lineage: Eukaryota; Metazoa; Arthropoda; Copepoda; Calanoida; Temoridae
Exons: 5
Coding region: 16-534 (172 amino acids)
Source: RefSeq, a predicted model, not a curated record